This is a messenger RNA of Acanthoscelides obtectus, 1754 nucleotides long. The record is from the annotation of a GenBank genome assembly. NCBI's taxonomy places the organism in Eukaryota, Metazoa, Arthropoda, Insecta, Coleoptera, Chrysomelidae.
AUUUCUAAACACUUCUCCUGUGUCCAUUCCAUUUCUAACACUCUUAUUUUCAAGCAAAAAUGUUUCCAGCAUGUACUUAAAUGCAAUGAGUUAAAUGAACGCGUAUUUUUGUUCGGGUCCGAACACGUCUACCGCCUAAACACCGUCCACAUUGAGCACGAAAUUUCUUUGAUGGACCAACGGCGCGCGGAUCGGUCUGAGCGUAUUCGCCGAACAAAGCGUGCUUGUUCGGUUCGCUUCGGAUUCCAGUCCACAUCAGAAUGCUCGUUCCGUUCGCAUUGUGCUCAUUCGGAUUCGUGCUCAAAUGUAUACGCGGCUUAAAGGCGCGUAUACAUCUGAGCAUUCGGGUCGAAUGAGCAAGGCGAGCGCGAAUGAGCAUUUGGAAGGGGGCUGCGUACACAUCUGAAUGGGACACUCGAGCGAGACACAUGAGCUUUCAUUCGGAUUGCUCCAUGAAUGCUCGUAGUGCGCGUUUCAAUAUGGCGGAUGAAAGUCUGGCAGUGGCUAGUGCUAGUUUUAUUGUGAUAUGCAGGUUAUUAAAGCAGAAACGAAGGAGACAGAGACGUCGAUGGACAUCACAAUUAUAUAUGAAAAGAGAAAUUGGUAUUAACAGUACCUUGUUAUUAAAUGAUUUGUCCGAAGAAGGGACGGGUCACUUCAAGAAUUUUACCCGAAUGUCCCAAGAUGAUUUUAAUUUUCUUCUAAAUGCAAUCAUAACGAAAAUAAUGAGACGUGACACAGUAUUUAGAAAAGCAGUCAGCGUUGAAGAAAGGUUGGCAGUCACUUUACGUUUUUUAGCUACAGGGGACUCGUAUACUAGUUUACAGUACCUAUUUCGGAUAUCAAAGCAGCUAAUAUCACAAAUAAUACCGGAGGUGUGUCAAGCUCUUAUUGAAUGUUUAAUAGAUCACGUUAAGCUUCCAGCUUCGGAAGACGAAUGGAAAAACGUCGCCCAGAAAUUCGAAGACAUUUGGAAUUUCCCACAUUGCGUGGGUGCUAUAGACGGUAAGCACGUAGUUUUACAAGCUCCAAUUAAAAGCGGAAGUGACUUUCACAACUAUAAAUCAUUCUUUAGUAUUGUUCUGAUGGCCUUGGUUGAUGCCGACUACAAUUUCAUGUUCGUGGACAUAGGAUGCCAAGGCCGCAUAUCGGACGGUGGUGUCUUUCAGAACUGUCAGCUGUAUAAAAAAAUUGCGAAUAAUGCUUUAAAUCUGCCUACAUCUUCGCCUCUAAUUGGAAGAACUGUCGCAAUUCCCUUUAUAUUCUUGGGCGACGCAGCAUUCCCACUAAGUCAACACAUAAUGAAACCCUACGCUGGCCAACAUCCAAAAGAGUCUCCUGAACGAAUAUUUAAUUAUCGGCUCAGCCGGGCACGUCGUGUUGUUGAGAAUGCGUUUGGCAUUGCUUCUAGUGUUUUUCGCGUCUUGCGAAAACCGAUGCUUUUAGAACCCGAAAAGGCACAACUCAUAGUAAUGACAGUAGUUUGCCUCCACAACUUUUUGCGCAGGAGCCAAACUUCAAGAAAUAUAUAUAUACGCCACCUGGUUGUUUGGAUAGUGAAGUCGAUGGAAACACAAUACUCGGCACUUGGCGAACUGAUAAUCAGAAAAUAUCAUCAUCACUUUUACCAGUAAGGAACAUACCACGACGAAGCAAACCAGUGCCUACCAACAUAAGAUUUACUGAAUAUUUUUGUAGCAAUGGCGCCGUUUCCUGGCAAAGCAAAUGUGCCUAAAUAAAUAAUAUUUAUCUGC